This is a messenger RNA of Anopheles coluzzii, 2768 nucleotides long. RefSeq names its product kinesin-like protein Klp68D (gene Klp68D). The coding region runs from base 182 to 2638 and encodes 818 amino acids. The transcript has 4 exons. Gene Ontology annotation, molecular function: microtubule motor activity; microtubule binding; ATP binding. Lineage: Eukaryota; Metazoa; Arthropoda; Insecta; Diptera; Culicidae. The record is from RefSeq and is a predicted model, not a curated record. Gene Ontology annotation, biological process: microtubule-based movement.
AUUGUUGUGAAUGUGUACGUAGGAACAUACAGGGAGCAGACAAAUAACUUUUCGUUGCUAAUCGAUAACGCAAACAAAUCUUUUCCAUCACAGAAUGGGCCAUUCCAUGUGAAAAGCAGAGUUGUGGGUGAAAAAUUCAGGUGCUUUUGUUUCAAUUUGGGUGCAAUAUUAAGAAAUUACAAUGGAUCGUACCAUCAAAACCAGAAGUAACCUAUCGAACACAAAAAAUGAAUGUGUCCAGGUGGUGGUACGAUGCCGGCCGCUGAACAACAAGGAAUUGACUGGAAACUUCCAAAAAGUGGUCGACGUUUUUCCUAGUCGAGGUGUCAUCGAAAUCCUGAACUGCAAUGAAGCUUCGAGAGAAAACAAAAAGAUGUUUACGUACGAUGCUGUGUACGAUUGUCUCUCUACCCAGCAAACGAUCUACGACGAAGUGGUACGUCCGCUGGUUUCAUCCGUUAUGGAAGGAUUCAAUGGGUGUGUCUUUGCGUACGGUCAGACUGGCACGGGCAAAACGCACACGAUGGAGGGCAUCAAAAACGAUCCCGAGCAAAAGGGUAUCAUACCACGGGCGUUCGAGCAGGUAUGGGCACACAUAAAUCGCGCACAGAACAUGAACUUCCUGGUGGCAGUUUCGUAUUUGGAAAUUUACAUGGAGGAAUUGCGCGAUCUGUUAAAACCGAACUCAACCUCCUCGCUGGAACUGCGCGAGCGGGAUGGCGGUAUCGUGGUCCCGAACUUGCACUCCGUGCUGUGCAAAAGCGUCGAGGACAUGCUGCACGUGAUGCACCAGGGCAACAAAAACCGUACGGUCGGGUUCACCAACAUGAACGAGCACAGUUCCCGUUCACAUGCGAUUUUUCUGAUUAAGAUUGAAAUGUGUGAAGCGGGGUCGACUCUAGUCAAAGUGGGCAAGCUGAAUCUGAUCGAUCUGGCCGGCAGUGAACGGCAGUCGAAGACGGGUGCAACUGCGGAACGGCUGAAGGAAGCAAGCAAAAUCAACCGGGCGCUCUCAUCGCUGGGCAAUGUAAUUUCGGCGCUGGCAGAAAAAUCUCCCCACGUCCCGUACCGCGACUCAAAGCUGACGCGCUUGCUUCAGGAUUCGCUGGGAGGCAAUUCAAAGACUAUCAUGAUAGCGAACAUUGGUCCCUCCGAGUUCAAUUACAACGAGACGCUGACCACGCUACGAUACGCUCAUCGGGCCAAGACGAUCGAAAACAAACCGGUGAAGAACGAAGACCCGCAGGAUACUAAGCUGCGCGAGUACCAGAACGAGAUAGCGGAACUGCGUAAGCUUAUCAGCGAAAGGCAGAAGCGGGAAAGAACGGUACACAGGGAGAAGAAGGCUAAAAAGAAAGCGACGCGUGUCAAGCGCGAACCGAGCCUGACGCAAUCAGAUGAGAAAUCUGACUCGGAGGUCGAGGAGGAGGAAGACUGUGAGAAGGAGAACGAGCAGGAUUUCAACGAGCUGGACACAAAAGCCAAAGAAGAGCUGAUGAAGGAACGCGAAGCAACCGCAGCAUUGGCCUCAAAGCUCCAAGAGCUAGAGGGGCAACUAGUCAAGGGUGGCAAGAAUAUAUUGGACACAUACACCGAGCGGCAGUUUGAGUUGGAGAAAAAGCUGUCUGAAAUUGCGGAACGAAAGAAGAGGGAAAUCGAAAUGCAGCAACAGCUGGAACUGCAAGAAGAAUCUACGAUGGAAAUUCGCGAAACGUUUACCUCGCUCCAGCAGGAGGUAGAACUGAAGACGCGUAAGCUAAAGAAGUGCUAUGCCAAAUGUAUGGCACUGAAGCAGGAGCUACAGGACACCCGCGAUGAGCAUAACCGAGAUAGGCGUGAGCUGGAAAUGACACAGAAUGAGCUGAUCAAGGAGCUGAAACGUUUGUUGCUAAUCAUUGACAACUUUGUACCGGCUGAGGUGAAGUCACGAUUAUACACGCAGGCCAAGUACGACGACGAGGCCGAAGAAUGGUUCCUUAAUGGAAGCAUGAUGCUGAACAACCACCAAAUGCUGACACGCCCAGUCGCUGAUCCGAGCCGAAGACGACCGAUGAGUGAGUAUGCUCUGCAGAUGAUUAAAACGAAGUCUAGCGAUGCAAUCCGCUAUAAGGGAGAGAACAUACUUGACUACGAGCUGGACAUGCCACUCAGAACAACUUACGAAUACUCGAAUCCGAAAGUGUCGGCUUCAUUGCAAGCGGUCCUGGCAGAAGCAAUGCAAACCGAGGAUGAUAUCGACAUCACCGAUCAGUCAAACUAUGCGAGCAUGAUGAAGAUGCGUCUCGAUCAGAUCACCAAGCGAAACGUGCAGGAACACGCAGCAAGUGCUACAACAGGUAGUGCUGCCGGAAGUAGUGGUAUCAUGGGCGGCAGUACUGGCAGCGUGGCAGGUGUGAAUGGCUCGACUGGAAGUGUCCAUAUUGGCAGCGGAAUAAUGACCGCUGGUGGUAGUAGCACUAGCCGUGCCCGGUCCUCGGUAUACAACCGUGGCAAAUCAGCGGCCCCUGCAUUCGGUGCGCACUCGGCGGCACCGGUAAAGAAAGUAUCCACGUCGGCGCUUACGUCAAGCAGCCAUGGAGGCACCGGUGCAGGAGCGGGCCAUAUGUUCCCGAAAGCACGCGGUCUCAUACCAAAGUAGAGACUGCGCCACGGUGAAACUGAAGUACUCAUCUAGAUAUCACCAUCGUCAUCAUCCAUCAUCAAAACAUAGAACGGAUCAUCGUUUAAUCCCUCAAUCUAAGAAUAUGAUAGAUGAUCUCGCUUUGCUA